Lutra lutra (Eurasian river otter) is the source of this 2954-nucleotide messenger RNA. RefSeq lists its product as uncharacterized. The record is from RefSeq and is a predicted model, not a curated record. The transcript is spliced from 2 exons. Bases 126 to 1163 code for a protein of 345 amino acids. Lineage: Eukaryota; Metazoa; Chordata; Mammalia; Carnivora; Mustelidae.
GGUGCUGGCGCGUCCCCGGCCUCCGGGCACCUCGGUUCCGCCGGCCCAGAGGUCACCGAGCCUAGGAGCCCCGGGGCCCACUCUGGGAGCCCCGGGGCAGGGAGAACAGAACGCCCGGCAAAGAAAUGCUAGCCCGGACGAGCUCGAGCUGCGCGCUGGCACUCGAGCUGCGCGCUGGCACGAGGCGGUUCCGCCGCGGGAAUGGGGCCAGGGCGCCGGGGGAGGGAGCGCGGGUGGGCGGGGGCGCCCUGCAGAACCCCUUGCUCCCCGCGUGCUUGCAGGUGCUGCGGGCAAGGGCCCCCCACAAUCUAUCAACACCCCUGCUGCCCGUCCAAGGCCAACCUCGCCGCAGCGGAGGCUGGGAGCAGCAGGACCCUCACAACAGAAGGGCUGAUGUCCCCAGAAGCUGCGGCAGGUGCCCUGACGAGGGCAGACGGUUCUCCCACCCUGGCUGUUCCCCAAAGGCAGAGGUGCCCAAGCUUGGAGUGGGCUCAAACUGUGCAGGGCCUGGAGCAGGCCUUUCCCACUCCCUAGAGGGAACAAUGUGUGUGUGUUGGGGGGUGUCCCAGGCAGAGGGGACAGCGGGUGGAGGGGCUUCAUCUCAUGUGCCAGGCCAGGUAGCCAGGCCAGCAGGGCCCCCCCCACACACACUCCCCUGUCCCCUAGGAGACUUGCCGGCCCUGCUUGGUCCCUGCAGGUGGGAGGGAGGUGGGCCGGGUGGGGACCACAGGCUUUGGGGUGCACCCCAGGCUGCAGCAGGGAGCUCCCAUCUGCCUGCAGGCCUUUGGCAGCCUCAGCAUCCCCUUCCAUGUGGUGGGGGAGGGAGAGGAGACAUGGUUUUGAAAGAACUGGACCAAGAAAGAUACAUGAGAUUCAGUGACUCAGAGCAGUGCCCAGGUCUGCUGACACCUUCUGACGGUGGCCCAUGGCCUCCUCCACCAUCCCAGGCUCCAAAGGGUGUCUCUCCACAUCCAGCCCUGCUUGGGCCAAGCGUGGAGGACUUGAGCUCCCCAGCCCACAGGGUUGGCCCUGGAAUCAGGCACAUGGGACCCACGCCCCCAAGGAUGGGCUGUGACCAUGUCCAGAUGACUGUGUUCCCGCAUCCCCAGUGGCAGGUGCCAGCCAUGGGAACGCCCCCAGACCUCUACCACACUGAUGCUUAGCACCUCCCCCAUCCCUCUUGCCCAGCUGGGACCCCCGAUAAUCAGUACAGCCACGACGCAGGAGCUCUACCUCCGCUUGCUCUGAGCAAACCACAAGGUGAUGGUCAGCAGCCCCCUUUCAGUCAGAACACCCACCUGCGGCCCCCACCAUGUCUCCUUCAUUCCCCCACAGCAGCUGCCCUAACAGCCCAUGCACUCGUCCACAUGACUGGGUGAUCAUCCCACCAAAUCCCCCACACAGCCUCUCCGUCUGGGCCCUCAGCUGAGAAUCCAUCCAGAGACUUCCACGACCCGCACCCACCACCGCCUGGGGAUACGCUCUGGGCCAAGCCUUCUCAGUACCGCCCAGCCACGCCCCCCUCGCACUUGCACUGUCUUCCCCUUGUGGUUGGUGAUCGUCAUUGUCAGCACACCUGUUUAAGUCCCCACCCCCCCACGCCCUUCCAGCAGCACCCAGCGGCUCCAUCCCCAGGCUGCGCCUCCCUGGCGGGGUCCACCUUCCGCCCCACUCAUGUCCUGGCUCUCUUGACCUCACCUCCACUGAGAUCAUAUCUGGCAAGACCAAAGAAGGUCCCCCAGCCGUCCCAGUGCCCGGUCCCUCCCUGACCACCCCGUGCGUCCACCCAUCCCCCAGCUGUGUGUGUGGGAAGCACCUUCCGUGAUGGGCUCCUGACUUGCUCCCCGACUUCCUCCGGCCAGCCUCCUUCACCAUACCUUCUUGAUGCGAGUGUUCUGAGAAGGGCCCCUCUGCUAUGCCCUGAAUUGUGUCCCCCCAAAAUGUGUAUGUUGGAGCCUACCCCACACCAUGAUGGGGUUUGGAGGCGGGAUCUAUGCGAGGUGAUUAAGUCAUGAGAGUGGGGCCCCAGGGUGGGAUUAGUGUCCCUGUAGGAAGAGACGGCUUGCUCUCUCCAGAAGGUGCAGACGUGCUAGACGGUGGCCAGCUCUAAGCCAACCGCAGAGCCCCACCGAGAGCCCCGCCAGCACGGGGACUCCUAGGCUCGGACUCCUAGGCUGCAGGACUGUGGGAAGCAGACUGUUGCCGUGAUCCUGCCUGCAGCGUUUGGACAGAGCAACCCAGAGUGCCACUGCCCUUGGAAGCAGGGCUUCCCCCCACUUUCCAGGCUCUUGGCCAAGUUGACGGAGUGAAGCUCCACGGGCCCUGGUGCUUCUCACCUCUUUCGGCAUCCUUGAACUUGAUGGUUCUCCUGCGGGACGGCUGGGGGCUGGCGGCCACCUCAGCUAGGAUCCCUGAGCCGCAGAAGCCCAGGCUGCUGCCCCGGUUCCGAAGCACCAGCUUCAGCUCCUGGUUCUCCUGGAUGAGCUGUACCAGCCGUCGCAGCUCCUCGUUCUCCCGCGCCAGCCGUUGGAUCUCCUGCCGCAGGCCCUCGUAGCUGCUCAGGAGGGACAUGCCCGGCAUCAGGGGCGGCAGCUGCCAGCAGCUGGCGGGCUGGCCAGGAACAGUGGACCAGACCCCGUCAUUGUGAGGUCAGUGGCCUCCCUGCCCCCGUGCCUCUGCCGCAUUCCAGGGCCUGGCAGUUCCGAUCGCCUUCAGUGGAGCACACCUGACCGCUGACCUCUGACCUCUGGCCCCUGACGGCCCAAUGACUCAGGCCUGGAGUCCCUCUAGGAAGCCCCUUCUGCAGGGGAAAAGCUGCUUUUUUUCUUUAAUUUAAUUUAGAUUCAGUUAACAUAUAGUGUGUUCUCCAUUUCAGACAUAGAGCUCAGUGACCCAUCAGUGUCCUACAACACCCGCCGUCCAUCACAUCCCGCGCCCCCUCAUGCCCAUCCCCC